Microdochium trichocladiopsis is the source of this 1279-nucleotide messenger RNA. RefSeq lists its product as uncharacterized. The transcript has 4 exons. The coding region runs from base 1 to 825 and encodes 274 amino acids. Lineage: Eukaryota; Fungi; Ascomycota; Sordariomycetes; Xylariales; Microdochiaceae. The record is from RefSeq and is a predicted model, not a curated record.
AUGUUCCGCCAUCUCAAGAAGCGCAAACCUCUAGCGCCGCCAGAAGUCUUCGGCUACGACCGGGAUGUGCUGGUCGCGCUGGUCCGCCGUCACUAUGACCUCCUCGUUGUGAUGGGGCACCUGCACCCAGCCGCCCUGCAGGCUCCCCUGGAACCCGACGGAUGGUCCGACGCACAGCUCAACGUCGAUGCGCUGAGGGCACUCGGGCGGUCAGAGGUCGUCAUUGAUCUGCUGCGGCACCUCCCGUACCCGCGUGCGGGGUCUGGCCGACGCGCCGAUGCGAGUGUGCACUAUGAGACUAAAGUGCUGUCGUACCUACGGAACACGUGGAAGCCAGACGAGAUGCCACAGGAGUGGUGGGACAAGCAGUCUUGGGCCAUGCUUCGCCUCGCGCCGUUCGACAAGGCGCUGCCGCCGCACAUGAUCUCGCUUACGUACGACGAGGCUGCGAUCGGCUGCAUUUGGAUCAUCGACACGGAGAUAGGGUGUGUUUACCCGCACGGAGACGACUACUAUCUGUACGACGAUGCUCCGAGGGAGGCAGAAUCUCAGAAGCUGUGGCUUCGAGCCAAGCCAGUCUCUUUCACGACCUUCUUCAACAGCAUGCAUGAGCAGAUUACACGGCUCAAGAUCAUCCCAUGUCCAGCUGCAGGCAAGCAUCGCGCUGCCAUGUGCAAGCCGGGGGAUACGGGGGCGAAGGUCGUGCGACAACUGUACCGAGAAUACGGUUGGCCUAAACAGUUCAACAAGGACGGCUUUCGUCGAGCGGCAGUUCCGGCUCGACAGGCUGCUCUCAGCGAAGAGCCGGACUGGUCAGGUGCUUAACAUUGAACUGUCUCUAUGUAGACUCCAUCUUGGUUCGAGACCAGGUGUUCGUUUAGGAGCAACCCUUAUGCUCUCGCAGCCUGCUGCUGCUCAAACUCAGCCUUCACCACCCCGGCAAAAUCCUCAUCAGACAGCACCUUCCACGCAGUUGCCGCCAUACCCUUGGCUGUGGCGAUGGUAAGAUCAUACGCCUGGUCCGUGAUGGCGGCCGCCGUGAACUCCUUGGUGUGGUUGGCCGCGCCGUUCUCGGACGGGAUGCGAUACACAGGGUGGAAGCCUGGGCAGACCUGCGUGACAUUGCCCUGGUCUGUAGAGAAGGAUCCUGGGUGCGGGAUCGCUCCUUCGCGGUCGUCAAAGGGCAGCUGCGGCAAGCCAAUGUCGGCCAGGAACUCCGAGUAGACUCUGCAGAGGGCCCGGUUGGGGACGACUUCGGCAUAGGUGUUUGUCCUGGAAU